Molecule: messenger RNA, 1368 nt
Organism: Amoebophrya sp. A120
Lineage: Eukaryota; Dinophyceae; Syndiniales; Amoebophryaceae
Source: the annotation of a GenBank genome assembly
ACGGACUUUUCGUCCCGACUAAAGUCUGCAGAUCAUGACACAACUGGAUCCUACACCCAUUCUUUAGUAAUAAGCAACUUCUCGUACUAGUGUUUUCUCUUACCGAACAAGAAGAAUUCAAAUUCUUAUACCUUUAGGCAAUUCAGAAAUCAUGGACCAGCACGAGCAGUCGCAACGGGGCCGCAGUUCGGGGGUAACCAGUCUUACGAGCGCUGGUCUGCCGCCCUACCACCGAGGAUCUACUGGGAGAAGCUCGUAGUUUUUGCAUUCGUUUCAUUUUGUUCGCGUAUGCGUCUACUUCAGCUACUUCACUGAGCUCUUAUAUGCGUUCUAUUCUAAACAGCUUUUGCUUUUGAUGGUGCUGUGCCUGUUGCGAUAAUUCUGAAAAUUUUUCUGAAACACGCUUUGCACCGUGCUUCUGAACGAAUUAUGAUAAAACCAACUGCAGUAUGAAAACCCAAAAAAUCACAGCGCAACGGCCGCCAACUUGCCACCGACAGGGCAGCAUCAGAUGCAACACCCCAGCGCCGUGAUCAGCACCAGCGGGGCCCCGCGUGGGGUCGAGCGCUCUACUACUUCAACAAGCCACGUGCGAGAGUUGAGUCAGAACAGGCUGCUUCACAGCAGACCACAGCAGAUGAUCAACUUGGUCGGCGAUGUAGCUACAACUAGCAGUGCUCCUCGGGGGGAUCAUAAUUUGCGGCAUCAAAGCAACGUGGGCAUAAUUGGAAGCAACGGGACGGCGCAACAUCACCCCGGUGCUGGUAUAAUUACCAGUUUUAACACGUCAACCUCCGUUGCGGCCUCGAACGCCAGCACAGCAUCCGCGAUAAAUGAGGAGCAGCGCGAAAGGUGGUGCCAGCAGAUGGGUUUGUUGGACCAGCACAACAUUGACGCCAUGCGCUUCAACGCGCAGAAGGAGUUCUUGUUGCAACAAGCUGCGCUCGGGGGAACAAAGACAUCUUCCUCGAAAUCCAGCCAGUAUCAAGUCCUGCUCACAACCCUGUUGACCAAAAUGAACCGGCGGACGCGAGAAAUACGACAAGCGAGGGCAAACAGAAGGAAACAUGCGUCCGGAUUGGGUGUUCCAAAUGGAAGCGGGAACAACAAUCUGCUGAACAAUUUAGGUUUUCACCGCCAGCAAAGACCAACUUCUUCCACACCGGGGUCUGCGAUGAAGGGCAAGCGGAGUCAGGAGUUGGUGUGGGAAAGGGAAACGUAUUUUCGGGAAAUCGAGAAGAAGAUCCGCAAACUGAAUCUCCCGAUCGAGCAGGUUCUGCCCGUAGAGCUGAUCGACUCGAUUGAGGUGGUGGAUGUCGAGCCGGAGCAGGCUGCGGGGAGCGUCUCUGGAGCUACAGUCGGGGCGGG